AUGAUUUCAAGAAGGCUUUAUCUGACAACGGGCUCUGCGGGUAGACUCGCUAGUGUCAUUAAGAAUGUAGAUUUACUCAAAACCAAGUCCUAUAUCAACGGUGCUUGGGUUGCGAGCUCUACCAACAAGAAAUUUGAUGUCAAUGAUCCGGCUCUCUAUCCCAAACCAGACUCAAAGCUUGCAAGUGUUUCGUCAAUGACCUUGCAAGAUUUUGAAAGGGCAAUUGAUCAUGCUAGAGUAGCGUUUGAUGAGUUUAAGCAAACUUCAGGUAGAUAUAGAUCGAACUUGCUUCUUCAGUUAUACGAAUUGAUGAUUGAAAACAAAAAUGACUUGGCCACUUUGAUAACUUUAGAAAACGGUAAACCAUAUGCUGACGCUUUAGGGGAAGUGAACUAUGCUGCAUCAUUCUUUCAAUGGUUUGCUGAGGAGGCUCCAAGGAUUUCUGGUGAUAUUAUCCCGUCUGCCGAUGCUAGCAAAAGAAUAUUUGCUCUAAAACAACCAAUCGGAGUCUGCGGGAUUUUGACUCCGUGGAAUUUCCCACUUGCAAUGAUCACUAGAAAAUUGGGUGCAGCAAUUGCUGCUGGUUGCACCACCGUCAUCAAACCGGCUUCAGAGACUCCACUAUCCGCGUUGUCAUUGGGCUAUUUAGUGGAAAAAGCUGGCUUUCCAAAGGGGGUAGUCAAUAUUUUGGCGACAGAUGAUACGGCAGCAAUAGGUAAGUUAUUGUGCGAAAGUCCAAUCAUCAAAAAAGUCUCCUUUACAGGAUCAACCAAGGUUGGGAAACUUUUGAUGAAUCAGUCAUCGUCGACAUUGAAAAAAUUAUCCUUCGAACUUGGAGGUAAUGCUCCAUUUAUUGUUUUUGAAGAUGCCGAUAUUGAAAAAGCUGUUGCUGGGGCAGUGACCUCCAAAUUCAGAUCCAGUGGACAAACGUGCAUUUGCGCUAAUAGAAUAUUUGUGCAUGAAUCUAUCUACGACGAAUUUGCUACGAAGUUUGUUAACAAGGUAAAAAAGGAUUCCCUUUUAGGUUAUGGACUCAACAAGGGGGUCACGCAUGGGCCCCUUAUCCACGAUAGAUCGAUGCAAAAGGUUGUCAGUCAUAUUGAAGAUGCAGUAAGUAAAGGUGCAAGCAUUUUGUGUGGAGGAUCAAAGCGUCCUGAUCUUGGAACAAACUUUCAUGAGCUAACCAUUUUGGGAGAUGUAACUCCAGAUAUGUUGAUAUUCCAAGAAGAGACAUUUGGACCCGUUGCUCCGUUGAUCAAAUUUUCUUCGGACCAGGAGGUGAUCAAAUUAGCCAAUGAUACGGAAGUUGGUCUUGCCGGUUACUUUUACUCUACAAACGUGAGUAAGGUGUUCAAAGUUGCAGAAGAAUUAGAAGUGGGUAUGUUGGGUGUCAACACGGGUGCAAUAUCGGAAGCCGCCUUACCAUUUGGAGGUGUUCAAGAGUCGGGCUUUGGCAGAGAAGGGUCAAAAUUCGGGGUUGAUGAUUAUAUGGUAAUAAAGGGUAUUGUGUUGGGUGACAUUGUAUAA
Molecule: messenger RNA, 1527 nt
Organism: Lodderomyces oxycetoniae
Lineage: Eukaryota; Fungi; Ascomycota; Pichiomycetes; Serinales; Debaryomycetaceae
Gene: UGA2
Product: Uga2p
Exons: 1
Coding region: 1-1527 (508 amino acids)
Biological process (GO): GABA catabolic process
Cellular component (GO): cytoplasm
Molecular function (GO): succinate-semialdehyde dehydrogenase (NAD+) activity
Source: RefSeq, a predicted model, not a curated record